This is a messenger RNA of Pseudopipra pipra, 6102 nucleotides long. It is a transcript of the gene CEP120, whose product is annotated as centrosomal protein 120. NCBI's taxonomy places the organism in Eukaryota, Metazoa, Chordata, Aves, Passeriformes, Pipridae. Gene Ontology annotation, biological process: positive regulation of centriole elongation; interkinetic nuclear migration; centrosome cycle. Gene Ontology annotation, cellular component: centrosome; centriole. The transcript has 22 exons. Bases 141 to 3044 code for a protein of 967 amino acids. The record is from RefSeq and is a predicted model, not a curated record.
GGCCGGCGUUGCCAGGCGGAAGCGCGGCGGCGGUUGGCGUUUAAAGGCUACGGGGCGGCAAAAGGGCGGCGAGCGGCGGCAGCGCGGGCGGAGCGGCCUCAGGCGUCCCGGCCCCGGCGGCCCCCGGGCGGAGCGGGGAGAUGGUCUCCAGAGCCGCCGAUCGGCUGCUGAUCGUCGUCUCUGUGCUAGAAGGGCGCUGUUUUCCAAAACGACCCAAGCACAGUCUUAUAGUUGAAGCAAAGUUUGAUGGUGAACAGUUGGCUACUGAUCCCAUAGAGCAUACUGAUCAGCCAGAAUUUGCUACAGAAUUGGCUUGGGAACUGGAUAGGAAAGCACUUCAUCAGCACAGGCUGCAGCGUACACCUAUCAAACUCCAGUGUUUUGCAUUGGAUCCCGUGUCUUCAGCUAAAGAGAAUAUAGGCUAUAUUGUUCUUGAUUUGAGAGCUGCACAGGAAAAGAAACAGGCACCCAAAUGGUAUCCUUUGCUUAGUAACAAGUACCCUAAAUUUAAACCUGAAAUACAAAUAGGUGUUGUGUUGGAGACUGAUUCAAAAGCACUGGUUGAUGAUUUUAAAGCCAAGGAGGCACCCCCUAGAGAAGGAAAGGUAGUUACUCUUUUUCCUGGGUUAGACCCUAAAAGCGUUAUACCAGUCUUGAAUGAAGAAGAGGGCUAUCAUCAAAUUGGACCAGCAGAGUAUUGCAGAGACUACUUUGUCUUGUCUGUAACCAUUGCAUUUGCCACACAGUUGGAACAGUUAGUUCCUAGUACUAUGAAGCUUCCUGAACGACAACCUGAGUUUUUUUUCUACUACUCAUUACUGGGAAAUGAUGUCACAAAUGAACCUUUCACUGAUUUAAUUAAUCCAAACUUUGAGCCAGAAAGAGCUUCCGUUCGAAUACGUAGUACAGUUGAUGCCCUUCAGGUUUAUCUUUGUACACAGUCAAAAUUGCAGAUCCAUCUUUGCUGUGGGGACCACUCUCUUGGAAGCACUGAAAUACCCUUAUCUGGACUACUGAAGAAAGGAAAUGUGGAGAUUGAUCAACACCCUGUGGCAAUAGAAGGAUCAUUUGUCCUUGUUCCACCAAAUAGAGCUAAACAGAAGCUACCACAAUUGCCUUUGGAUCUGGCUCCUACUCUUGGGGUAUCUGUAGUUCUUCAAAGGGAGAACAUGACUCCCCAGCUUUUGAUUCCCUUAAAUGCUCCAACUGAAUCUAAACAGCCACAGGAGAAAGUUCUUUCACCUGUUAGUGGAAAAACAGAGAGCCUGCAACAGAGAUCCCAGAAGGUCCUAUCUCAAGCUGAUCAAUGUUCUUCAAAAGAAGAUGUGGCAACAGAAAGUGAAGUGGAAAGUCUUAAGUUUGAAAAAGGCACAAAACCAAGGAAAACAGAGUUGGUGUCUGGCUGCUGCCAAGAAGUUAACAAGCAGUUCACUGAAGAGCUUCCAGGUUUCAAAUUGCAGAGCAGAGCAAAGUCACCUCUAUUAGAUCUGCAAAAUCCCACUGAUAAUGGUCCGGUAGCAGCAUCUCAACCCAACCCUGUGGGUGUGUCCAGUUCUUCUGAACCUGUGUCUACACAGAAAAUUGUUAUUCCAGCAUCCUCUCAUCAUUUUUGCUUUUCAAUAGACCUGAGAAGUAUACGUGGUCUGGAAGUUGGUUUUCCAAUAAAUUGCAUUCUAAGGUACUCGUAUCCAUUUUUUGGCAGUGCAGCACCUAUUAUGACAAGCCCACCUGUAGAAAUCAGAAAGAACAUGGAAGUCUUUCUUCCAAAGUCAUAUUGUGCCUUUGACUUUGCAACUAUACCUCAUCAGCUUCAAGAUACAUUCUUCAGAUUGCCUCUGCUGGUUGAAUUGUGGCACAAGGAUAAAACAGCCAAAGAUUUGCUUCUAGGGGUGGCAAGACUUCAGCUUUCAAACGUGUUGACUUCGGAAAAAACACGCUUCUUGGGUGGGAAUGGUGAACAAUGCUGGCGUCAGACUUGUAAUGAAACAGUCAGUGUCACAGCAGCACAUGGAUCAGGCAACAGAAUAGCAGAGCUUUCGUAUGCCACCACUUUGGAAGACUACGGGCUUGUGAAGGUGCAAGAAGUUAUGGUGUCAGAUUCUUCUCAAGGUGUAGUUGCUGGGCAACAACAGCAUAUUCCUCACACUCAGCCUCACUGUACUCCAGAAGACCAUCCAGAACCUCGAGAAACUCUUGAAUACAAAGCAGCACUGGAGUUAGAAAUGUGGAAGGAAAUGCAAGAGGACCUUUUUGAAAAUCAGCUUAAAAAGAAGGAAAUGGUCCAUAUGCAAGCACUUGCAGAAGAAUGGAAGAAAAGAGAUAGAGAGAGAGAGGCACUAGUGAAGAAAAAGGUAGCAGAGUAUAAUGUUUUUGAAGAAAAACUUCAGAAAACCCUGAGAGAUCUAGAUAAGCGAGAACGACAGCUUUUUAGUGCUGAAUCAGAGCUUCAAAGAGUAAAGAAGGAGUUGCAAGCAGAGCAUGAACAAAACCUGCAGGUGCUACAGGAUUCUGUGCGGCGAGCCAGAGAGGAAUGUGCACACCAGCUUGAGCUAGAAAGGUCAAAAAUCAAACAACUGGAAGAAGACAAGCUUCGCUUACAUCAGCAGCUUUAUGAAGCAGAAAAUAAGCAUAAAAUUUUGGAGAAGGAGUUUCAGCAAUACAAAGAACAGCAAAGUAGCAAACCAGAAAUCCAGCUACAAUCGGAAAUAAAUCUUCUCACUUUAGAAAAGGUUGAACUUGAAAGAAAGUUAGAGUCAGCUACCAAGUCAAAGCUCCACUACAAACAGCAAUGGACAAGGGCUUUGAAAGAACUUGCAAGGUUAAAACAGCACACCCAGAAAGGACGUGGGAGCCAGUCUGGCAUGAUUCUUCUCUCCAGGGACACAACCAGCAUCUUACUUCCUCCAACCAUAGUUCUGACGCACAUUUUUUGGGUGAUAUUUGAAGGUGAAAAUGUGGUUUGGCAAUACUGCACAGCAGUUGACAGCUCUGGGUUGGUGACAGUCAGGAAAUCAGUUCUCUACAGCAUUGUCCUCUUCCCAUGACUCAAACUUUUACAAUUUAAUGGUCUGAUGCUUUCUCUAUGGCCUGUCUGAACAUUUUUGGUCAUAAAAUACAGCUAGACUUUUCCCAGUAACCAAACUUCAUCUGAACUUUGAAGUUUUUUGUGAAGAAAUCUGGCUGUCAUGCAUGGGCUGCUGUCAGCAGAAGCACUUUGCCAUCUCACCUCCACUUCUGCGUGAAAAGGUGAGUAUAUGAAUAAAGGUUUUAGAGUUCGACCUUCCAUUAUAGCUUAAGUCCUUUAAAUAGACAAAUGACAAGCACAAAGCAGUCUGCAUGUGCUGUUUUAGCCAGUAAAAAGCUCUUGACACCUCACAUUGGCGCAAGCUGGUGAUACUUUACCACAACUCUCCUGUGCCCUGGCUCUGCCUUACUCUGACCCAGAAGAAAGUAAAUUUUCUGCCUCAGGCAGCAAGCUGCAGAGGCAUGGAUGGAUCUCCUGAGAGGGCCUUGGAAGUGGCAUCUCUUGGGGCAUGGCAGAGCUGUGUGAGCACAGGAAAGGAGCAAAAGACCAGAAGCAGCAAAAUGAGAGGUAUACUUGGGUCACUGUUUAGCAGAAAUCCAGACAGUUGGUUUUUUUAGGGCUCUCCAAAAUAACAUUUUUACAGGGAGAAGUCCAGCCCAAGAUCCUGCAGUAAGAGCUGCCUUGUCCAUGUCCUAGAACUGUCUGUCUGCUGAGCUGAACUCCUGUAGGGAGGAAGCCUUCUCCUGCUAUGGGGCCACCAUGUCAGGGAGAAAGGAUGGCUGUAGCAGUACACACAUUCUAGAGGCCAGGAUGGAAGGACCCAAGCUGUGAAUAUGAAUAUUCACAACAGUUAUACCCACAGCUAAAUGUAAAGGACUGGCUUCAGCUCAGUCUAGGAUUUGAGCACAUAUUUUGUUUCAGUGCUAGUCUAUCCAAACUAAUUUGUCCAUCUCUAAUAAUUUUGCCCACUGGGCUCCAUCUCACAGCUUUUAAUCUUUAUUCAGGCUAUAAGCCCAUUGACCUCAGUAACAGCUCUGCCAGGAUAAAGAUUGAAUGAGGACCACAGGAUUCAGGCUGAAUAUCUUGAAUACCAUUUAGAUAUCAUUUUCUAUAUAAAGAUCUCCAAAUUUCUUUAAAUAAAACCAUGGAGAAGUGGGAGAUGAUAACAUCUUCAGUGUUAUGAUUCAGAAUAAUCACUUCUCAAAUGUACAUGUGAGGUAGAAGACAGAAAAUGAACCUUUUGAAAGAAAUACAGUCUACAUAACAUACUGGGAGUGGUCAAUGGGUAAACAAGUUCUGGCAGUGGUGAAGUUAUGUGAAUACACAGGAAUUAUUUACUACUUUCCUCUGAGUAGAAGCAGGACCACACAAAUACAGGCCUGUCACAAAUAUAUAUGUAGGGAAUGAUGACUCCAAUUCAUUACAUUUAGUGGGAUUCCAUGUGUUUUGCUGGGCUGCUGACCUACUGCAACAAUAUUAAAAUGCACUGGGGUGCAUUUUUUAAAUUACAGAGGAAAAAUGAGAGGAGCCUUUAAAAGACUUUGCCUGUACAGCCAAGUCCACACUUGGUGCAGCUCUCUGAGGUUAUGCUACCAAUAAGGUUGAAUAAAGUCUGGGACUGGAACAGACAUGUUCACUGACUGCUGUCCUAUGGAAGUCAUAUAGCAAGUUUUAUAACCUGUUCUCUAGCCAUAUUUGAGUUACUCUAAUUUUGCAUUAUUGUGCAGUUUCACAUUAUUUCCCAUGCCCAGCUGUUAGAGGUUUUCCUGAGCCUGGUUGCUGUUUGUUAAAAACAGAGGAAGUGUGCAGUGGUUCACACAGGAUGGGACAGGAGAAAAGAUGAGAGGGCUGCAGACAGGGGCUUUACAGAAAUUGAAUGUUAAAGCUGGAGCACUAAUAAGCUUGAGCUUCCUUAUCUUGGCCAGCUCUAAAGUUGAAAUUUGUGGAGUUUUCUUGGCCUUCCAUCUAGAUCUGACCUAUCCUCUGAGAAUAUGUAGAUAUUUUUGGCUUUUUUAGAAUAUACUGCACAGAUCAGAGAUCAGAAAAAUUACAGCUGGCAGAAACCUUACCUCAUUUAUUCUGUCUGCCUUUCUGUGAAGGAUCGUUCCCUGGAGUCUGCUUUUGUAGCAUUCAUAACACAAUCUAGAACUAGUGAAAAGGGGAAAGUUUGUCCAGAGAAGUUUGCUAUUUAAGGGAAGAGGUUGAUUUUUAGUUGGUUGGUUGGUUGGUUGUUGCUGCUGUUUUCUUUUGUCUGGAUGAAACACACUAGAAUUUAGACAGUUGUCCCUCACCUCUCUGUAUACCUUGGUACAGGAGAUUUACAUAGCUAUUUAUUUUUAUGAUAACCUGUGUUUCAAACAAGUCUGAAGGAUCUGUUAACCACUAUCUGAGCUGAUUUUCACCUCAGGUAAGAAUUAAGGGCUACUGCAUGACAUGUAUAUGGUGCAUCAUAAUAGAGUCUGUAGUUUAGUAUUUGCACUGCAGUAGCGCCUCCCCGUUCAUCUGAAUAUAAAAUCUCAUGUGAACAGUCUCCAAAAAAAAUUAUAACCCUAACACAGCAACAGUUUUCAGAUAACAUAAUGUGAAAAGAAAAAACUAAAAAAUCCUCAACAACCAAAACACUUUAAAGAACCUCCAAAGUGCCUGCAGAUGUUCUGUCUUCUGACUUCUAGGCCACUUGGACACCACAGGAAUGCAGCAAGACUUCAGGUGAGCUCUCAUAGUGCCUAUCCAAAAAGGGAUAUUGUAGGUGGUAGAAAUCCCUUAGGGAGCCUGGUUGCAGUAGGUGCCUUCUCCCUGCUUUUCACACCAUGUGGAGUUUGCAGGCCCAGCCCUCUGGAUCCUGCUUGGAAAACGUGGCUUACAAAACAGCAGACACUUGGUCUGACUGGGCUGAAAAGGGAAGUGACUAUGUCAUAUACUCAGAGAAUUGUAUUAAACCUCCCUUUUGCUAGGAUAAAACUGAGAAAAAAAAAAAAAAGAAAAUAGCCUCUAUAUUUCUCAUAUUCAGAAUUGCCAUUCCAUGCUUUACAAAUUGCAUGAACCCUGUGUUGUUUUUAACAGGUUUUUAACAGGUG